UUUACCAGGAAUGGAAAUGACAGCACUGAACAUGUACAUGAACAUGAACAUGCAGCACAGAUCAUUUUAGCUCUAUAAGAUACAGGGUGCGGAGCACGAGCACGCGCAGUGACACGGGCACGCGCGCUCAUUCUCCCCAGAGCACCGGAUUGGGAGCGAGGCCGCGCAGUGACACGGGCACGCGCAGUGUGAGGUAGCGGCGGAGUAGCGCUUCGUGCUGGUGCGGUUUAGUCGCAAGUGCUCUCCUCUACACCGCGGAAACGGCUUUUAAAGUUUAGCUCGGGUUUUCUUGGACAGGCAGGCCUGGCAGCACCGAGAACACGCACACAAGAGACGUGAGGAUAGAUAACCUUAAAAGAUGUGGAUCCUUUCAGCCUGCGCAUUCUGAAUCCCAGCGCACACACAUACACAUAUACUGUGAAUCAUGUCUGAGAUGGAGGGUCGCAGUGAUUCAGGCCUAGCCACAGGACAGGUCUAUGUGGAAGUGGAGUAUGAUUAUGAGUACAAGGCCAAAGACAGACUCAUUUCCAUACAUCAGGGCGAGUGCUACAUGCUGGUGAGGAAAACCAACUCUGACUGGUGGCAGGUGAGAAGGGAAGAUGGCACUAAGGCUUUCUAUGUGCCUGCGCAGUAUGUGCGUGAGGUGCGGCGGGCGCUCCAACCACCCCCCAAACCGCGCAUCAAGCCCCCCAUCACCCUGCCUAUCACCCUACCCACAACUCAUUGCUCCUCAGCCAGUGAAAACCUGCACCACCGGGCACCAUCGGAUAUGGUCAGCUUCGGACGGCCGCCGCCUUCCAGCACGCCUUCCCCAUUACCAGAGCAACAUACUCCGCCCUUACUGCUGAGGGACUCCAAUCAGAAUGCAGGGAUGAAAGACGUGCUCGCAGAGCUCGCUCUGCUCAACAACAACAACCACCAUCAUAACCAUCACCAUGGCAACGCAGUGCUGCUGCCGCGCACCAGGCCCGAGUCGCCAUCCAAGGAGCCGCCAGGUUGCCGGGGGAAACCCCAAGGAGUGUCACCGUCAGAUACAGACGGAUCAUCGCCAGGAAACGGCUCAGAGGUGUUGCGUAACGAUUCGGAAUCAGGAGACGAGCUGAGCAGCAGCUCCACAGAGCAAGCACAGACAGUGUCUCCUGUUGGCCAUGGUCGUCCAGAGUCCCCUGUCUACACCAACCUGCGGGAGCUGAAGGUCUCUCAGUCAUCCUUACCUCCUGUUCCCUCGUCCUCUCCUCUGCAUGUACUGGGGGAUUGGGAGACCCAUAAGGACGUGAACGGAAGACAUUUCUACUACAACAAGACCACCCAGGAGAGGACGUGGAAACCACCACGCUCUCGGGACACGACCGGGGGCAGCCGAGGAGACACCGCCACCACCACUGACAUGGAGCCGCUGUCCUCUGAAGAGAACUGCCUGAGCACACACUCCAGUCAGUCAGACAGUCAAUAUGGUUCGCCCCCUAGAGGCUGGUCAGAAGAACUGGAUGAACAUGGCCACACUCUUUAUGUGUGUGAAUACAAUAAUGAGAAGUGGAUAAAGCAUGUGGAUGAGCAGGGCAGGCCAUACUAUUACAGCGCUGAUGGAUCUCGCUCUGAAUGGGAACUUCCUAAAUACAGUCUCCCUUCUCCAAAUACCACUGAAGUUCCAAAAAGUCGCAGUUUGGAAAGGAAGCAGCCAGAGCCAAUAGUCCUGACCAAAUGGCGAUAUAGCACCUUUGUAGACCUCAGUGACAAGCUGUCAGUCAGAAAUAGGCGCUUCACCUUGGGACACGUCUCCAGAGGUUUUGGCCUAUCGUUGUACAGAUAUCAAGAGUCUGGGACCAACAAACAUAACUCCCCUGACUCUGACUCCUGUCCUUCUUCACCUAAACACUCCUCUACACUGUCAGAAAAAUGUGGAGUCCUCAAUGUCACCAAGAUCACUGAGAAUGGAAAGAAAGUCAGGAAGAACUGGACCUCGUCCUGGACGGUACUGCAGGGUUCCACGCUGCUCUUUGCUAAGGGUCAGAACAGUGCCACCAGCUGGUCGUACUACCGCAAUGGCUCAUUCCCUGAGCUCCUCCUCUCGUUGCUAAGCAACUGGAAGCGUUCAGUUAAGCCCCGCCCUGCAGUCUCCUAUAAACACUUUGGGCCUUAUUCUUUCGGAGGAAACCAGUCGAAGCCAGAAUUUGCUGUGGACCUUCGUGGAGGCUCAGUGGAGUGGGCAUCUAAAGAGAAGUCCAGCAAAAAGCAUGUUAUUGAGCUAAAGACACGUCAGGGCACAGAGCUGCUGAUCCAAUCAGAGAUAGACAGCGUCAUCACCGACUGGUACAGGGCUCUCACUGAGGUUAUCAAUACACACGCCUGGGAGUCAGAUGAGGCUAUUGAAGAGGACAUGCCCGAGUCUCCCGGAACAGAGAAACAAGACAAAGAAAAAGAGCAUAGAGAUUUCAAAAAAAGCAAAGUAAUGAAGAGUGCCACUAUGGAAUCAGCCGAUCAGAAGAAGACCAGAGUCAAGCUUAAGAAAUUCCUCACACGACGACCGACCUUACAGGCUGUUAGAGACAAAGGCUACAUUAAAGAUCAGGUGUUUGGAUGCAGUAUGACCAGUCUCUGUUCCAGGGAGAACACCUCUGUACCCAACUUCGUCCGAAUGUGUAUUGAACAUGUGGAGAGCACAGGCUUAAAUGUUGAUGGAUUGUACAGAGUCAGUGGAAAUCUGGCUGUCAUUCAGAAACUGCGCUUUGCUGUCAAUCAUGAUGAGAAGGUGGAUCUAGCGGACAGUAAAUGGGAGGAUAUCCAUGUGAUCACUGGUGCUCUGAAAAUGUUUUUCCGGGAGCUUCCAGAGCCCCUUUUCACCUAUUCCUCCUUUAAUGACUUUGUUAAUGCCAUCAAAAACUCAGACUACAAGCAGCGAGUUCAGGCCAUAAAAGAUUUAAUCAAGCAGCUGCCAAAGCCAAAUCAGGAAACAAUGCAAGUCCUAUUCAGACACCUGAAAAGAGUGGUAGAACAUGGAGAGGCGAACAGGAUGACAACUCAGAGCGUGGCCAUUGUGUUUGGCCCGACCCUCCUGCGACCUGAGACCGAGACCGGCAACAUGGCCGUCCAUAUGGUCUACCAGAACCAGAUUGUAGAACUGAUCCUCCUGGAAUAUGACAACAUAUUUGGCAGGUAGAGCCCCUGUGGACUGUACACUCAUGCGCUGCUUCUCCAAAAAUAAUGCCAAACCAUGACCACUGCAGAAUCCAUCAUGUAAAAGCAAAGGCAUGCUUCAUUUGCUGUGGACCAGGCUUACUACUCAACAUAUAAAGAGAAGAAUAUCUGCAUUAUAACAUUGCUAAGUGGUUGAAAUAACACAAGAAUAUUAAAAGGUACUUCAUGCACUUCAUGCUUUUGGACUUUGAAGCUGAGCGUCAUGGAAUAUGAGGAUAUUUCAAGUGUAUGUAUAUAGUGAAUACUGAAGUAAACCUGAAACUGGAUCGGAGUUUCUUCCCAGUUUGGGCAAAUCUGCACUUCUGAACAUUUUCCUGAAAUAACGUGAAUAUAGAGCAUUAUGAAAAGCAGUAUUGUUUCUCAACAGCUGAUCUGUGGAGGGAAAGUGAGCCAUUAUUCUAUAUAAAUAUGGUUAAUGGCUUAAUGUCAGUAUUACACAUUACAUAAGUGGACCCUGAGAAGGAUUUACAUGGCUUACUAGACUUGUUUUCCUCCGGCUCCGCUUACCGAGCUUAUACUGUCUGCCAUUUUGAUUGCAAUCCCUCAAUCUCAUUCUUUGAUGGAACUGGAAAGAUUUGCUUCCAUUCUCCACAACUGACUACUGGAUUACGGACCUGUUCAUCUCCUUGUGACAGCAUCUCACCCAAUAGGGUCACUAAAGGCUCUGUGAGCUCUGAGGAACUCUCCAUUGUAACUCUGUGAUCAAAUAACUGGACUAUGGCAAUAUUAGGACAUGGAGGUGGAACCAUAGUCAGGGGUUGUUCUCUGUUAAAUGACUAAAUUAUACAGGUCAACAUGAUUUAAAAUUUGGUUAGGUUGUUCUUAUUUUCCCCGUUACAUCUUUCUUGCUAGCCAUUGCUUUUAUUUUAUUUUUUCUAAUUCUUCCUCCUUACACUCCUCUCCCCCUACUUUCCCACUCCUGCGUUACUGGAAUUUGAAAGUGGAGAUGUUUGCGUUCAGUCCUGAUACUCGUGUUUCAGAUCAAUAGAUCUCCCCACCUACUUUUCUCUCUGUACAUCUCUACAUCAGUAUGAACAGAAAAAAGGCAGGGUUGUACAGGAAAUAGUGUUUAUGGUAUGGGCAUGCUGCACAUGCUUUGUUCAGGUACACAUUAUGAAAAGCCUUUUUAUACAGGAGUUCCAAAAUAUAUGUACAGAUUAUGGUUAAAAGAUUUUGAAAUCUUUUGAAGUGUGAAAGAUUUCCCUAAUAUUGUAUAAUAAAUAUUAGAGUAAUAAAUGAGAUAUUAAUUGCUUCAGAUGAAAGGUUGUAUUGCAAUGCAUUGUGAACAGCACAUUUGAAUGUAAUUGUGAGACUAACUACUGUUUCUGACAUUGACAUGUCUAAUCCUAAUUAAAAAGAAAUCACAUGCAAACUA
Pangasianodon hypophthalmus (striped catfish) is the source of this 4570-nucleotide messenger RNA. RefSeq names its product Rho GTPase activating protein 12b (gene arhgap12b). The transcript is spliced from 20 exons. Gene Ontology annotation, cellular component: cytoplasm. Lineage: Eukaryota; Metazoa; Chordata; Actinopteri; Siluriformes; Pangasiidae. The coding region runs from base 425 to 3157 and encodes 910 amino acids. Gene Ontology annotation, molecular function: protein binding. Gene Ontology annotation, biological process: signal transduction; regulation of GTPase activity. The record is from RefSeq and is a predicted model, not a curated record.